This is a messenger RNA of Colletotrichum scovillei, 2437 nucleotides long. RefSeq lists its product as uncharacterized. The transcript has 2 exons. NCBI's taxonomy places the organism in Eukaryota, Fungi, Ascomycota, Sordariomycetes, Glomerellales, Glomerellaceae. Gene Ontology annotation, cellular component: nucleus. The record is from RefSeq and is a predicted model, not a curated record. The coding region runs from base 106 to 2406 and encodes 766 amino acids. Gene Ontology annotation, biological process: rRNA processing.
CGAGAUAUUGCCAGUUCCCUCUCACUACGGCAGCUCAAUCACACAAAGGAGAUCUUUCAAUUGGUUUCUUAUCUUAUACCAUUCAACUAUAGCCGCACGAAAAAAAUGUCUCUUUCUCUUCCCCCGGAUCUCAAGGUCCUAUGCCGUAAGUUGACAACCACACCACCGGCUCAACUUCCUCACUCAAUCCCGGCCUUCAUCAACCACGUCCUUCGUUGCAAAGAUGCCUUAUCUGCGCCCCAUGAUCCCAAAGCCUCAUCUGAGGUCUCGAGUUUGGUUCAUAAAUUGAGAACCAUCAUUACGACUUUGCUCAAUGGCAAGAGUGCCAUGGGCCGCUUCACCGGCGCAACUCUCGUCAAGGCUGUUGUUGAUGUUGGUGGCUGGGAGUGUCUUAAGGAGUCUGGCAAUUGGGUUCGAGGGCUUUUGGGAAUGCUUCAGAAGAGCGACCCAUUCCCGGUCAAGGAGAUUGCCAUUGUCACCCUCGUGCGCAUAUACAGUCUUAUCAACAGCUACCAAACUCUCACCAGAGAAAUCGCCACGCCCACGAUCCCGACCUUCUUCAACGCAUGUCUUCAGAUGAUCAAGCUCCCGAACCCAGGUCAGCGCCUCAAGACGCCGCUCGCUGUCGUUGAGACUGUCCUGGACGCCUUCUCCGCCAUGAUUCCCCUGUAUCCGACGACCUGCCGCCCCUUCAACGGCCAGAUCAGGACGGCCAUCAAGCCCUACUUGGCGCCCACCUCUUCCGAUGGAGCCACGAUCCCCCAGUCUCUCCGCCGGGCAAGCAGACAUUUGGCCAUCUCUCUACCGCUCACCACGGCAGGCAAGACGGGACCCAGCGACGAUUGGGUCAAGCUGGUAGACGAGCUGCGCAAGGACUUUCACUUUACCGCUGAUCAGGUCUUCCGCGCCGUGCAGGAAUCAUGGGAAGCCUCGGCGGUGUACACCCGCUCCAAGGUGGACUUUGAUAUCCCGCCGCAAGGUUUGGAGAUGGGGGAUCAGCUCCCCAACUGGACUGGAAUCUCUGCUGGCCGCGACAGACUCGUCGGCUUGCUGCAAUACAUGGCAGACGCCCUCCGCUACUCGACCAAGACCCCCGUCACAAUUCCCAUUGCGGCUCUCAUGGACAUGGUCUCGCGUGUAUCGUUGAUCAGCCGCAACUCCAAGUCACAAGCAUGGGACCAGGCGCUCGAGACACAGCCUGCCGUCGGAAGGGAAGAAAAGGAGGAGCUGUGGGCCGCGAUGCCCGACAUACACGUCGCCGCUCUGGAACUACUCUUGGUCCUGGUGCAAAGGCUAGAGAACAACGCGCUUUCGACCAUCCCAGAGAUACACGACAACAUGAUCCUCGUCUUCCGCUCCGGUAUCGACAUCCCCGCCAUCCGCGCCGCAACGUACAAGCUCCUCAAUGAGACCCUUCCUAUUGCCGGCCCUGGCCUGCAAAAGCUCACCGUCGAGGCCCUCGGCAUCGUCUCCCUCGCCUGCUGUAGAGACAUCCAGCAAGAGUCAGGCCACAUCCAAAAAGUCAAGCCGGCAACCAACAACAAGACCGCAGCCGACACCAAGAAGAACACCAUCGCCGCCAACGCAGAUCUCUUCCUCCCCACGCAAGCCAACACCGCAGACGCGACCACCUCAUCCUCGAAACAGACCCUCAUCGCAAAGGACCACAUCGCCGCCGCCGACGCCCUCCUUGCCAGCCUCUUGUCCCACCUGCCCCAGCAACACCUCAAGCCGGGCCUCCGCGGCCUCCUCGACCAAACCGCCAUCCUGUCGCGCAACAAGGCCGCCAUGCUCGCCAGCGUCCUGAACCCCUACACCAACCAGGGCGGCGCCAUGUUCCCCAGCAUCCUGCCCUACCUCACACAGCAGUACCCCCGCGACCAAGGCGUCGAAAUCCUCCGCUCCAACAUCCGCACCUCCCCCGCGCAACCCCCGGCGGACGCGCUCGAUGGCAUCACCGCCACGCUCGAGGAGCUCGAGGCCGAGGAGGAAGCCAAGGACGCCGACGACGAGGAGAUCCUCGCCGAGAUCCAGGUCGCGGGCGACGCGCAGGACGCAGAGAUGAAGGAUGCCGCCACCACCAACACAGCCAGCACCAUUGUCGUUGCGGGUGACGAGGACGGCGACAUCGUCACGUCCACCAAGACCGAGGUCGUCAAUCCCUUCGCCGUCACCUCGGCGCAGAAGCGCAAGCUCCAAGACGAGGGCGCGGGCGCCCCGAGCCCGCCCAAGAGACAGAGCGUGGAGAGAAAAGAGGUUGAAAAGACGAUGGUGGCUGCUGCGGCGCCGGAACCAGUGGCCGCCAAGCCGGCCGAGGAAGCGGAUGACGACAGCGACGAUGAAAGCGUGCACCUCAACAUGGACCUUGACGAUGAUGAAGAGGAAGAGGAGGAGGAUGACGAGUGAGACUGAGUGAAUGAAUGAGAGAGAAGGCAAG